AUGGACCCGACCUCCUCGCCAUCGCUGACUUCACUCUCUGAAUGCGAGAGUAUCGCGAUCCCGUCAACAUUCCAAUCCCAGGCCGGAUCAAAAUCCAAACCCAACCCCGAACCCCAGGCUCCCGCCGCGGACUCCGGAGCGCCUCUGGCCAGCGGCUGCGGCACAGUCACUGUCACCGCCGGCACCAGCAGCACCGCGAUGGACGAGAGGAAGCCUGCCGUCCCUGAAGACGCCGGCAGGAAAAGUGGCAAAGAGAGCCGCCGCAACAGCAGAGCACCAGCCACAAAUACAGACACUAGCCACAUACUUAGUCAGCAAGAGACGCCGGCGGCAGCCACAGCCACAGGGCCGAAGCAGAAGCGAGUCCGCAAGCGCAAGGACGACGACGAGAAAGCGAAGCCGAAGCGCGAGCGGAACUCGACGGGCGACAAGGCCGUUGCAGGAGCAGCAGGAGGCAAGGACGGCGGCGAGCCGAAGCCGAGGAGGCAGCGCAACAGCAAUGUCAAGCCGCAGGACGGUGGUGAUGCAGCAGCAACAGCAGCAUCGCGCAAGAAGGCCAAGUUGGAGCAUACAGCAGACGAGGCCACUCCCUCUGUGACGCCGCGCCAGACAAAGAUCACAGACAUGGUUUCCGUGACUUCGACGGCGACGGCACAUCCGCCGCAGCUCUCACAGCAGCAGCAGCAGCAUCAGUUUAGCCAGCACCCUCCGCAGACUUCCUCCGCACAACCAUCUCCCACGCCCGCAUACUCGAUGCAGCGGAGUCUUUCACAGCACUCUCCUCAGCCUUCACCACAUCAUCCAGCAGCUUAUUCGCAGAGAAACGGUACCUACGAAGCUGGUGGCACUGCUGGCUCACCUUAUGCCUACAACAACAACAACAGUACCACCACCACUACCAACAAUACUCACCAUGCACCUCCUCCCCCACCUCCCCAACAGGCCCAGCCUGCUUCCCUCCCACGCUCGAGCGGACAGAAUUAUGACCCUAUCCGGUCAGCUAUCGAGACCAGCUCAUCCGUUUCUACUCCGGCUGUACCCACAGCGAAGCCCGCACCAGCUCCCCAGGGAAGCUCAUCCUUUAGUCCACCACCGAAUACAGUGACUCCUCCACCUCGGCCGGCCACUACUCCAUUCAGAGCUAGCGCUUCCCCAGCUAUUUCCAGCAUUAUCGAUCCUCCGGCUGCCAACUCUACUCCUGCUAUCUCCAUUCCUCCUCCUGUCACGGCUACGUCCGACAAUAAGCCCACCCUUUCACCCACCCAAAACCCUGCUAACGGAGCUACCGAAUCCUCUAAACCAUCGGCACAGCCUCUCACACACUCGAAAUCACAAGACUCAAACGCAAUGGAUAUUGACUCGAAGCCAGCGAGCUCAAAGCCUGGCCCCAAAAAGAAUACUGCAUCCUCUACUGGAAACGCUUCCUCAGGUGCCUUGUCCCCCAAACCCGCUUCGUCUCGCAACAAGGAACCUCCACGACCUCUACCUUCCACCGGAUCCGGCCUGCUUUCUAAUGCUCUCUUCGGCGGCGACACUAGCUCAUCAUCUGACACCAAAUACUUACCAAAUAUCAUUCUAAACAUUCCUAUCAAGGGAAAGUCAAAUCUGGUGAUAAAUUUUGCCCGGAUGGCAGAGGAACAGUAUGGCUUCGAUGCGCUACAUCCACGCAUUGCAGCCCAAAAAGAACGUCGUGCACGUCUGGCGGCUGCCAGCGCCGUUCUGGAGAAAUCUGAACGAGCUGGCCGGGGGGAAAGCGGAGCCGAAGACGAUCUUUCUCUUGACGUGGAUCGCGAUAGUGACGGCGAUGGCGAUGUUAACAUGUCUGGUAUGGGCGCUCACACACCAAACGGCACUGGAACUGAUGAAGCGACCGCUGCCCCCAAUCCCAAUGGUGAAGCCAAAAAGCCCCGCCGACGCAAAAUCGAGGAAUACGAUCGUGACGACCCGUUUGUUGAUGACAGUGAGUUAAUCUGGGAAGAGCAGGCAGCAGCUUGCAAAGAUGGAUUUUUCGUUUACUCCGGGCUUCUAGUCCAGGAGGGCGACAAGGUUUCUGUUGAAAAAGCCGAUGGAACUACGAAGCGAGGCCGUGGCCGACGUGGUGGCGCAAGUGGCACCACCCAUGGAAACUCUGGUACAUCGUCUCGCGGUCGCGGUGGACACGCCGGUAGCAGUUCAACAACGAACCACCCCAACGGCGAUGGUGCUACAGCUGGUAAAUCAGGGACUGGCCGCGGCGGCGCCAGAAAACCGCGAAUCACCAAAGCCGACCGACUUCAGAUGGAGAAAGAAAAAAUCGAAAGAGAAAAGAUGGCCAUCGGCCUCUCCGGGAAAGCCGCUGCAAAGUAA
This is a messenger RNA of Trichophyton benhamiae CBS 112371, 2346 nucleotides long. RefSeq lists its product as uncharacterized. The record is from RefSeq and is a predicted model, not a curated record. Bases 1 to 2346 code for a protein of 781 amino acids. The transcript is spliced from 2 exons. Lineage: Eukaryota; Fungi; Ascomycota; Eurotiomycetes; Onygenales; Arthrodermataceae.